Messenger RNA from Rotaria sp. Silwood2, 1617 nucleotides. NCBI's taxonomy places the organism in Eukaryota, Metazoa, Rotifera, Eurotatoria, Philodinida, Philodinidae. The record is from the annotation of a GenBank genome assembly.
AUGCCAAGACUUUAUACACGCAGGUUACGCAUAAACGCAUUCGAUUCACCAACAGCUACAUCCUCAUUACGUAAAAUCAAAGUUGGAAAUGAUGGCAUACCGAAUUCAUUUACAGAUGUUGUAUCGAAAAGCAGCGAUUUAUUGCUUCAGUUUGAUCCACCUGCUAAUGCAUGGUUAUUUUUAUUAUCGCUGCCAGUUAUCGGUCAUACAAAUAGCAAUAAACGGCAAGAUGGGAAUUUUCAAAUUGCUUUUGCUUUGUUUACAUCAAUGGUCUGGCCUGUUGAUGAUCACAUUGUGAAAUACUGUGGCACUUCAUUUAAAAGUCACUAUUCAGUUGAAAUGUUAAAAUCACUUGGUUAUGUCUUCACUGAUAAAUAUUUGAAAUCAAAAAUUAUUCAAAAUUCAUUUCUAACAAUUGAAAAGCGUUCAAUAGAUGAAUUCUAUGAUUAUUGUUGUUUAAUUCGAAGAUCUUUACGAGAAAAUCAUUGCUUUCAUCUUGAUGAUCUCAUUAUGUCAAAUAUUAUGAAUAAAAAUGAAGCAAGUAGUACACUAAUCGAUAUGAAACCUUCGAAUGAUUGUUUUUUUCUCAUUCAAUCGAUCAUUCUUACUCCGAUGCGCAUUAUUCUCAAUCCGCUUAAUAAAGAAAUUGGUAAUCGAGCAUUACGUUUACGAGGCGUGAAAAAUUAUAUACGAGUCUAUAUUCGAGAUGAAAAUGAGGAAAUGUUAGAUAAACUUGAUUCAUACGUUCGAUUACGCGUCAAACAAAAAAUGUUAACCGAUGGUUUAUUAUGUAUGAAUCGAAUCUAUUAUUGUGUUGGUUCCUCAACAAGUCAACGAAAAAACUUUUCUUAUUGGUUCACUACACUGUAUGAUGGAGAAACAAUUGAUCAAGUUCGAGCACAGUUUGGUGAUUUUACUGCAAUUAAAAACUUAGCGACUUAUGUCGCCAGAGUUGGUCAAUACUUCUCGACAUCAUCGCCAACUGGUAUACGCUUAAAUUAUAUCGAUACAAAGGCAGUUAGAAUCAGAAUACCAGAAUCUGGGCAGUCUGAACUGAUUUCAUCAUCUGAUGGAUUCUUGAUGCGAAUUCUUUCGUGGAUAAAACCAACUACAAUGAAAAAUGAACUUCAACAGAAAUAUACUGUGUUCAUUAUUAGAGAUAUAAAAGAAAAUAAUUAUUGUUUUACUGAUGGAUGCGGUUUUAUAUCAUUGGGCUUAGCUCAAGAAGUUUCAGAAAAAAUCGGUCUAUCAGUUAAACAGCUGAGUGACAUACCGUCAGCAUUUCAAAUACGCAUGGGUGGAUGUAAGGGAAUGUUAGCGAUUGACCCAGAAUCUAACGAUAAUGAUUAUUAUAUCAAAGUUCGAGACAGUAUGAUGAAGUUUUCUAGUAACGAUUGGACAUUGGACAUAUGCGAUUAUUCUCGACCAAUGUUCUUAAGUUUAAACAAUCAAAUUAUACGUCUUUUGAGUGAUCUAGGAAAUGAAAUUGCCGUGUUUGAAUCACUUCAAUAUCGAAUGUCAAAACCAGCUCUAUGGCAUGCACCUGAGAAUGCUUGUUUAAACGUAUUUGACUCGGAAUUAGCGCAUCAUCAGCAAUCACGUUAUCUGAACGCGUAA